Debaryomyces fabryi is the source of this 1779-nucleotide messenger RNA. RefSeq names its product CAP-Gly domain-containing protein. The transcript has a single exon. NCBI's taxonomy places the organism in Eukaryota, Fungi, Ascomycota, Pichiomycetes, Serinales, Debaryomycetaceae. The coding region runs from base 1 to 1779 and encodes 592 amino acids. The record is from RefSeq and is a predicted model, not a curated record.
AUGGCAGACCAUGUUGGUACGAAAGUGUCAAUUCCAGGUACUAGAGGACAAGGUAUAUUAAGAUAUUAUGGUCCUAUUGACGGGAAGAAUGGUAUUUUUGGCGGAAUUGAGCUUAUAGGGCCCAUUGCAGCAGCGAGAGGAAAGAACUCUGGAUCCGUAAACGGUGUCCAAUACUUCGAAGUUCAACAACCUAUGACUGGUUUAUUCUUACCUUUCGAACGUUUGAAGUCUGUAAACGCACAUUUAUCAAGAGAAAGGAGGCCCACGUCUAGUCUCCGUUCUAGUACGCCGGUUGAAGUGGCAUCGACACCAUCUCCAUUGAAUCGGGGUCUAAACUCCCUGCUGUCAAGUGACAGCUUUACAACUAAAAAUGGACUAAUUCGUUCACCUUAUUCAGAAAAGCCAAUAGUAAAUCCUAAACGACAUACUUUGAAAGAUAAUGGAAGCAAUACAAUUCCCAACUCCAAAAGUUUGUCUGAAACCUCAACAUCGACCUUAUUGUCAAAUGGCGAUACGAAAUAUAUUGAUUCCAUAAAACAGGAUACAGAAAAAAUAAGGUUAGAGCAAGAUUUGAAAGAUUUGAGAGGAAAGUAUGAAAACAAUCAGUUAGAGAUGACUGAAAAGAUCAAAAUAUUGAAUGAUUUACGAAACACUGUUAAUGAGAUCCAGCCUUUAUUGGAAGAGUAUGAGAAUGAUUUAUCGGAAAAAGACAAGAAAUUACUCAAGCAAAAAGCUGAGUUUGAAAAAGCGAGAGAAGAAUGGAGACGAAGUUUAGAUCUAAUGGUUUCCACUCAACAAGAAAAUGAAGAGUAUUACGAGCAAAAGAUAUCAGAAUUAAAUGCCAAAGUGGAAGAAUUUUCAAAAAAAAAUGUUAAUUUAGAAGAUUCAGAAACAAAUAAGAGUAAUGAACGAAAUCUAUCUGAGGCUAUGCAAUCUCCUUCAAGUUCAGAGGUUUCAAAUCUUAGGGCAAAGCUUGAGAACUUACAAAUGGAGAAAUCUGAAAUGGAGAAAAGUCUAAAUGAUAAGGCAAAUUUACAAAUAAAAGAAAUAAAUACACUUACCGAAAAGUUGUCUAAGCUUGAGGGAGGAAAGAAUAAUGAAUCGGAUAAGUUACAAGGCAAAUAUGAUUCUUUAAUUCAUCAAAUAGAAAGUAUGAAAACUGAACUUGAUGAAUUGAAAUCUUCUGAGACUUUACUUAAAACAAGGCUAACAGAGUUACGAUCUGAUAUAAUUGAAAAAGACAAAUCUAUUGAACAAUUAAAAUCGAACAAUUUAAGAGAUAACAAUGAAAUAAGUUCAUUAGCGCAUCAAGUGAAAUCUGUGAAACUAAAUGGCGACAAUAAAGAAACCCAGAAACCAAAGUCUGAUGACUCUAACGAAAAUAUGCAAAGUAAAAUUUAUGAAUUGGAAAACCAAUUGGAAAUGAGGCCGACUUUUGAAGAAUUGACUGAUCUUCAAAAUACUAUAGAAGAGCUAGAUAAUUUACACAAAAAUGAGCUCAAAGAAAAAGAUGAAGCACUAAAGGCUGCUGUGGAGAAGAAUAAGGAUUUAGAGUUACUGCUUAAAGAUGCAUUACAAAAGCUUGAAGAUACUAACAAUAAACUGGACGAUCGUUUGGAGAAGCCUGAAAUCAAAGGCACUUCUAAGUCAAACGAAUUACCUAUAUACGUUCCCAAAAAGCCCACAGACCCUAGUUCUGGGAAAACUGAUUGGUGUGGCCUCUGUGAACGUGAUGGACAUAGCAGUAUUAAUUGUCCAUAUGAAAAUGACAUGUUUUAG